AUGUGAUAGGUCUGGAUUUCAUUGCCGUACAGUCUCCUUCAGCUCGUCCUCCAACCGGUGACGCCUCUCUCGGCCGUGCGGUGUGAGGAACAUCUCUAAUAAAGUCACUUUAGUUUACCGCUAGCCCCAUCCUUUACUGAUACAAUGGCUGUGCCUCCAUGCUAUGCUGACCUGGGCAAGUCUGCCAAGGACAUCUUCAACAAAGGCUAUGGAUUUGGCCUGGUGAAGCUCGAUGUCAAGACAAAGUCAGCCAGUGGAGUGGAAUUCAAAACAUCUGGUAACUCCAACACUGAUACCAGCAAAGUUGCAGGCAGCCUGGAAACUAAGUACAAGAGAUCCGAAUACGGCCUGACCUUCACUGAGAAGUGGAACACUGACAACACCUUGGGAACAGAAAUCACUGUUGAAGAUCAGAUUGCCAAGGGACUGAAGUUGACUUUUGACACAACCUUCUCACCAAACACCGGCAAGAAGAGCGGCAAAGUCAAGACUGCCUACAAGCGCGAAUACGUUAACGUGGGCUGUGAUGUUGACUUUGACUUCGCUGGCCCAACCAUCCACGGAGCCGCUGUCAUCGGCUAUGAGGGCUGGCUCGCCGGCUACCAGAUGAGCUUCGACACUGCCAAAUCAAAGAUGACCCAGAACAACUUUGCUAUUGGCUACAAGACAGGAGACUUCCAGCUGCACACCAACGUCAAUGACGGAGCUGAGUUCGGAGGCUCUAUCUACCAGAAGGUGAGCGACAAGCUGGAGACUGCAGUCAACCUGGCCUGGACUGCUGGCAGCAACAGCACGCGCUUCGGUAUUGCAGCCAAAUACCAGCUGGACAAGGAUGCCUCAGUCAGCGCUAAAGUGAACAACAAUAGCCUUGUUGGUGUUGGCUACACCCAGACACUUAGACCAGGUGUGAAACUCACCCUGUCUGGCCUGGUCGAUGGCAAGAACAUCAACGCAGGAGGCCACAAGCUGGGUCUGGGCUUGGAACUGGAAGCCUAAGCUUUCUCCAUACUGCAAGGGACUAGGGAAUAUCAGAAGAAUCUGGCCUUAAAUGUAUGUCCAACUCAAACCAGCAAGGGGAUAUCUUCGGAGAGAUCGGUUCAAAGGCUACGACAACAAACUCUAACUUGUUGAGUACCACUUCAAGUUGGUGCUUCUAUCAUUGGUAAAUUUUACCUCUGUUGCGUUUUACCUUGUAGCUGCAUAUAUUCAAGAGAAAGUUGGUGGCAUAUUAUUUAUGAAUUAUGUCAUUGUUCCUGUCCAGUACUGCCAUAAUAAUAAAAUCCAAUCCCUUUGCCCGUCAUCAUGUCGGUGUGGCUUUUGGUGAUAAUCCCUGACAUCAGUUUACGGUUUUGUGUGGUGAGCGUUUUCAUACCUUUUCUGAUUUUACAAUCAUAACCAUCUGAUAUUCCUUUCGUCAUCUACAGUUCUCAUUUUCAAAUCAUGUUAAGUACACUAGACUUUUUUCUGCUAUUAUUUAAAUACUGCUGCACCCAUCCUGUUCAUGCACACAAGGACAUACUAAAGCUCUGUGAUGUUUUGUUUUGCGUCGGCCAUCAGAGUUCGCGAUGUUCUGUUAAAGCUCCCUUUAAACUGGGCAGUUUUUAGGGAUGCUUAAAGAUGGGCCUGUAUGUUUUGAGAUGAGCGUGUUGACUUGGCCGACCAAGCAGAAUCAGUUUUUGUUCAUUCUGUACUAACAGACAACAGGGGGGCACACAAUUAAUGUUCACAGUAAUGCCAAACUCAUUGUCCAGAUGUAACUAAAAGUUGCACCUGUGCACUCUUUGGAAGUUCUUACCUGUACUGGGCAGUGACAGAGCCCACAGGAAGUCCUGGAGGUCCUUAUGUGUAUGUAUGAAUUUUCAAUAAAGUCUUUGAACUCCA
Molecule: messenger RNA, 1881 nt
Organism: Acanthopagrus latus (yellowfin seabream)
Lineage: Eukaryota; Metazoa; Chordata; Actinopteri; Spariformes; Sparidae
Gene: vdac2
Product: voltage-dependent anion channel 2
Exons: 9
Coding region: 145-996 (283 amino acids)
Biological process (GO): monoatomic anion transmembrane transport
Cellular component (GO): mitochondrial outer membrane
Molecular function (GO): voltage-gated monoatomic anion channel activity
Source: RefSeq, a predicted model, not a curated record